AUGCCGGCGGCGGCGCAGGAGCCCUGGUCCAUCCUGGCGGCAAUCCCCGACGUGGUGGGGUACACGAAGGAGAAGCGCAUCAUGCCCCCGGGCACCGACAUCUCCGUCGCCCGCAACGAGCUCCCGCGAGUCUCCGUCCUCACCGUGUCACCCCACAUCUCCCUCCUGGCCUGCCUCGGGCUGUACCCCUACGUCGCUGCCGCCGACCGCUCCGGCCUGCUCCUCCUCUGCGGCACGCAUCCGGUCACAUCCACCUCCGCCACGAUCUCCUACCACAUCUGCGACGCGCGCACCGGUGAGGCUGCCUCCCUCCCCAACCCUCCGCGCCGCAUGGCCUGCUACGGCACCAGCAUCGGCCUCAUCGUCAAGGGAGACGGAUGUAUGGUCGCUGGGCUCCAGUCUGUAAGCGGUGGCGGCGGCGCCGCCACGCUGCUCAGCUACAAGGUGGGGAACUGCUGCACAUGGCGUGAGAGGGAGAUCACAUGCUCACCCCCGUUGCCCCGGGACUGGUACCCGGAGGGCGCCAUCUCCCACGGCGGGAUGCUCUGGUGGGUCGACCUCUCCUUCGGCCUCCUCGCGUGCGACCCCUUCGUCGAGGAGCCGGAGCUGCUCCACGUCCCGCUCCCGCAGGUCCUCGACGAGCUUCCCGCUGACGACCAGAUUAACUGCGGCGCCCGCCGCUGCGUGAAGGUGAGCGGAGGAAGGCUGAGGUACGUGCAGAUCCACGGCGACGCCGGCACGCCGGUGGUCAGCACAUGGGCGCUCACCGAUGCCGGCGAAUGGAAUCCCGAGCGCAGAAUGCCCAUGGCUGAGGUCUGGAUCGACGAGAGCUAUGUGAACACCAUGCUGCCGUUGAGCAUUCCUGCCCAUGCACUGCUCCACCCCACCAACCCUGACAGGGUCUACUUCUUCCUCCGUUCCUGCAUCUUCGCGGUCGACCUACGGCUGAGGAAGCUAAUGGAAUUCAAUGAGUGUGAGAUGCGUGCCCCUCCUCGUGAACUUCUGCUGAAGCGCUCCUCUCGCUUUGUCCAUGCAUGGCAGUAUGAUCCUUCAAGCAAUCGUUCUGACUUUGUAUCGACAUGCUUGAGGCAUGAGAAAGCGAUUGCUGCUGUGAGCAGCUUCUCUGGUAUCAUUCCUGCCAGGCGUAGAACUGUGCUUUCAGCUAAGCGAGUUUGGGAUUCAGUAACCAGGCAGCAGCAGGAGGAGCAGCAGCAGCGGCGGGAGAAGGCGCAGAAAUUGUGGAAGGAGGAUCAGAAGUGGCGGCAGCAAGCUUUUUGCCAUGCUUUUAAAAGGAGAUGUGUUAUCUCGGGAGAAAGCUGAAUCAGCCUUCCUCAUUCAAGUAUGAAUGAAAGGGUAGAGUAGUGUAUUUUGUGCAUGUUUAACCUGCCUCAUUAACCAGGAGUUUUAAAAACUAUCCGAGAUACAGCACCGAAGCACUGUACUUGUGGAUCUUAUUCUGCACAUUUUCUUAGUUGGGUUUGU
Messenger RNA from Panicum virgatum (switchgrass), 1482 nucleotides. RefSeq lists its product as uncharacterized. The transcript has 4 exons. The coding region runs from base 1 to 1320 and encodes 439 amino acids. NCBI's taxonomy places the organism in Eukaryota, Viridiplantae, Streptophyta, Magnoliopsida, Poales, Poaceae. The record is from RefSeq and is a predicted model, not a curated record.